GCCUGACUCGUUCUGUCUUACUUUUCUGUCUAGGAUGGUGCGUGGCACAUGGUUGCUGCCCAGUACUUGUCUGAGGUACGUGAAGGGCGAAGGACUGGUGCUCCCGAUCGCGAGGGCAGAGGCAGCCAUUGAAAGUCUUGAGCGAUCCGUGGACACGAGAGAGCACAGCCAGUGUGGGGGUGGUGACGGAGGAUGCGUGGCUGGGUCCAGGUGUACAUAGGUCAUGAGAGAAGCUAGUCGUUAAGGGCCUUGAACAUGUCGCUAAGGAACUUGGGGUGCGGUGGGUUACCAAGGAGUCUUUUGAAGCAGUGCAGGGUCAGGAGAUGAGAACUGGGUGUAUUCUUGGUGAGUAGUCUCAUAUGGAGAGGGGACGGUGUGGCUGGUUGAGGAAGGGUGAUAACAUUUUUUCUUGGAGGGAGUCACUGAAUUAGAGUGAAAAUAAACCAUAACUGUCAUCAACUUAAAUAUACAUAUUUUUAACUGACUCUCCAGCCAAAUACACAGGUGUUGCACACCUGGAAUGUUGGAAGGCAGAUCUUUGGUUUUGGGAGCUUGUUUCCACCAGACGUCUUUGGGAAAGUCCAUUCAUCACCUGUCUGGCUGGUGAAGGCACAUGUCCAUUUCUGCCUUUACAGGAUGAGAGUAAAUUUAACCAUGUGCUACUGACCAGACAUCAGGUUUUACUCUUAUUUUCAAAGUGUACCAGGUCCCAGUUUUGUUUUCUACGUUUUUUUAAGGUUUUAUUUAUUUAUUAUUUUUUCAAAGUAUGUUUUUCAGAGAGAAAGAGAGCACAUGCGCGCAAGCUGAGGAGGAGCAGAGAGAGAGAGAGAGGGAGAGAUUGAGAAUCCCAAGCAGGCUCCUUGCUGAGCAGCUCAAACUCACAGACCGUGAGAUCACCACCUGAGCCAAAAUCAAGAGCUGCUUAACUGACUGAGCCACCCAGUUUGCUGCCUCAUGGACCCAGUGAGAAUUGAGACCUCUGCUCUUCAAGAUACUGUCUUCAACUUCUGGAUGUGUCAGGUGGGGAGUAGCAUUUCUUUCAGACGCUUCUCUUUUGGCAUUUUUUUCUAGGUUCCCCUACUCCUUUCCAGAAGGCUCAGUGAAUUUCUCACAUUUUAUUGUUGGAGAGAAAGCCAGCUCCUUGCUAGGCUACAGAGAGUGGAGAAGGAAUGAGCUUGCAGGGCUGUGCCCUAGAGAUUUAUCUCUCAGUUGUUUCCCAAGAUAGGAACUUUCUUUUAAGAAAAUCUCUCUUUUCUUUUGUUUUCAUUCUUGUACUGCUUCUAAUCUGAUGUAGCAGGUUUCCAAAGUUCUGUUUCUUUCUGGACUUCCUGAGCAUAUGUGAUUCCUUAAGACAGUGUUUCAGGCGCAGCUUUUCUCGUUUCCUUCUUAACCUUUGUGGCUACGGUAAUUUCAUUGAGUGUUUUUUCUGCUUCAAGUCUAGAAAGAUGACAUAUUUUAUUUCUAAUAAGGGCAUUUUUGUUAUAAAUAAAAUCCACCACCUUUUUAAGAUUGAAGCUGCAUUGUAAGUGUCAGAACUAUAAAACCAUAGCCAGAAUUAUUGACAUACAGGCCAGCAAGUGGGGAGUGACCCUUAAACCAACUAGAAAAACACCACAUGAGUUGUUCUGGUUUUGUCCUUUGGCCUUGAGUCUAGCUCAGAUGCAACUGGGGACAGCCUUUUCAUGUUGCCUGCUGGGCUGGGACUACCAAUAAAGUUUGGAGCUUACACAUGUUUGUGUUCCUUAGCUAAGGAAAGCUGGCCUGUCAAACUAGCUCAAAAAACAGUAAAGGACCAAAUACUUGUUUUGCCCCAAUAUCUAAAAGGUGUGUGUAGGGAAAGACUUCCUGUAGUCAAAUCUAUGCCUCAGCAGGGCCUGCUCGCUGGGGUCUUUUCUGCUGCUUAGGCUUUGCAGAUGCCCCAUAAGGGAAGGCAGUAGGUCUGUGCUAAGGCCAAGGUCAGUGCCCAUACCUUAGCUCUUAUAUUCAUAAACCAUAGUGCUUGCACAAGGACAGUGCCUUUGCUGAACCAUGUGACUGGCAUUUCAUUAAGGUAUUCAUUCAUCCCUGCUUGUCUAUAAAAUCAGGUUUAUGGGGCCCCUGGGUGGCUCAGUUGGUUAAGUGUCCCAACUCUUGAUUUCGGCUCAGGUCAUGAUCUCAUGGUUUGUGAGUUUGAGCCCUGUGUCUGGCUCUGUGCUGACAGUGUGGAGCCUGCUUGGGAUUUUCUCUGUUUGCCCCUCCCCGACUUGUGCUUGCUCCCUCUCUCUCUCUCUCUCUCUCAAUAAAUAAAUAAAUAAAUAAAUAAAUAAACAAACAAACAAACAAACAAACAUGUAAAAUCAGGUUUAUAAAAACACUUGCCUAUGAACAAAGUACCCGGCGUUCAGCAUGGCCAACCUGAAAAGUGUUUGAAAUGCCUCAAGUACUAGUCCCAUCAGGGCCUCAACUUGUAUGUGAUGUUUCGCUCCCCACAUUCUUCACUGGAUCUCCUUUUUCUUAUGUUCUUUGCCACAUCAUCAGAUCCUAACAUUCCUUUGAAUACGACAUCCUCCAGCCCUGCCAAAGGGCAGAGCCUGUUCCUGUAAAACUUACAACACAGAGCAGCAGAACCUGUGGGCAGGGGGUUCCCAAAAGAAGGAAAGGAAGAAGAGGCCAAGAAGAUUCAGCCAGGAGAGGAGAGGUGUGGCAAGAGGCCAGGAGUGUUUAGAAGAAAUCCUUCUUCAUGGACUCAAGGAGUCAGUCCAAGAACUGAAAAAAUAACUCUGGUUUCAACAUGUGUGUUUGGGAAAUGGUUAAGAGGUUGACUUAAAGAAGAGAAUGCAUUCAUUUGGGAUGUGGUGAGUUUGGAGUGAUGAGACAUUCAAGCAGAAGUAGCUUGGUGGUGGUUGGAUCAAGUUCGGUGGGAGUUAUCAAAGUGGUGAUAGUUGGAAAUCUGUCAGUGAGGAACUGAUCAUGGGAAAGAAUGCAGAGAGAAGGUAAGGUCAAAGACCUUCCUUUGUCAAAGAAUAGUAUAAAAACUUUAUGUAUAUUGGGGCACCUGGUUGCCUCAGUUGGAUAAGUGUCCAUCUCUGGAUUUUGACUCAGGUCAUGAUCUCACAGUUCAUGGGUUCGAGCCCCAUGGGUGCGGAGCCUGCUUGGGAUUCUCUCUCCCUCCCUUUCUGCCCCUCCCCUGCUCGCUUUCUGUCUCAAAAUAAACUUAAGUUUUUUCAGACUUUAUGUAUGUAUAUAAAGGGGGUGACUAGCUGGCUCUGUUGGAAAGCAGGCAACUCUUUUUUUUUUUUUCCCCUAACUUUUUAACAUUUAAUUCAUUUUUGAGGGAGAGAGUGCAAGUGGAGGGAGGGGCAGAGAGAGAAGGGACACAGAAUCCGAAACAGGCUCCAGGCUCUGAGCUGUCAGCACAGAGCCCGACAUGGGGCUUGAACCAACAAACGGUGAGAUCAUGACCUGAGCCAAAGUCGGAUACUUAGCUAACUGAACCACUCAGGUGCCCCAAAAGCAGGUAACUCUUGAUCUCAAGGUUGUGAGUUUGAAGCACAUGCUGGGUGUAGAGAUUACUUAAAUAAACAUUAAAAAAAACCCUUGUAUAUGAAGGAAAACAGUGAUUGAUUUAAUCCGGCAAAGGCAAAAACAGGAUUUAUGUAAGAGAAAGGGUACAGAGAGAAGAAGGAAAAACUGCAGAUUGUGUCAAAAUUGUGGCUUUUGUUUCCUGUGGGUAAACUGCUGACCAGCUGGCAGCCAACAAAGAAGCCAGUAUUCUUCCCUGAGGCAACUGGAUGGAUUACAAAGUAACACAACUUCACUUGCUUAUGGGUUCUCCUGAAGACCUCAGGAGUUCAGAUGAGGUGUCUGUGUCAGGCUGUCUCUGCAUAAAUAAUAUCAAUCAGUGUCCUUUGUAAGCAGUAUCAUCUUCAGGCCAGAUACACACUGAAAAAUCAUGUUCACAUUACAUUGAGAUUCACAGGAGUGGGGUGCUGCUUUAGAAAAAGGAAGGAGGGAAAGAAGGAAGACAGGGAGAAAAAGAGAAGGGAGAGGGAGGAAGAGGAAGAGGAUGAGGAUAAUGGUUUUCCAGGGCUCUGCUGAGACCUGAACUUAUUUCCUGGCCUAGAGGCCACGAAGGGGGCAUGAGUGGAACUGGAGUUGGGCAGACAUCCUCUUGUGGGGCAGCCACUUCAGGAGGCCUUUGUACGGCCACAGGAUAGUGGGAGCCUGCUCUCCUCUCACAAAGGAAUGGAAUAGAGUUGCCGAGAACGAUCACCUGUGGAGGUGAGCAAGGCAAGGGCAAGGCGGGAAGGCAGGUGUGUCUCAUGGGGGAAGACGUACGCUUGGAUUGCGUACCCAAGGGAGGCCUGCGGGUGGCCCUGUCUUGAGAGGCGUGAGUGACGCUCACAGAGAGGGAGGGGUUCGUGAGACCAGUGCUCCCGAGGAGGUGGACUGACGGGGCGACAGCCUGGGGUGGGGGUGGUGUUAUGACUCUGUUUCCAGAAACCUGUGUCUGAAGAAAUGGAGCUUCUGCAACUUCUCCAAGUGCCUGGGCUCACAGACGUGGAAACAAUUCUUCCUCAAACAAACAAAGCAGGAGUAUCAGAUGGCCUUGGCGCAACCAGAGGACUUUAUCUUCAAAGAAGCAACUGGGAACCUCGGAAUCAUAGGACCUAUGGCUUAUCUGUCAGGAAAUGGCCCCACAAUGGGUGGACGGGAGAAUUCCAUCAUUUGUACCGUGUCGUCCAAGCACAUGCUUUAUGCCUGGGAUGUGCAGGAGGGCACUAGGAUCUGGUCAAGCCCCGUCCAGCAGUCUAGUAUCACGCAUCUGGCGACCCUCCCUCAGAUGCAUCUCGCGUUCACUGUGGAUUUGGAGGGAACCGUCAAAGUGUGGAAUUGUCAGGAUCAGGAUGCCCUGGCCACUUUCCCUGUGUCUCAGGCCUGCUUUUCCUUGGAAGUCUGUCUCACAAAGGAUGGCCCAUUCCUGAUGGUCGGCAAUUCUGAAGGUGACAUCUACACACUGACAGUGCCUGAGCUCAGGGGUGUUUCUAAAGUCCACGCAUUUAAAUACACUGUUGACCUUCUGCACUGCUCUCCUGACAAGAAAUGGGUCUUUGCAUCUGGGACACAUCAGAACAUCUUGCCCAGGGUCUUUUUCACAGAGUGCUUACUGAAACCAUCGGAAGGCAAAAGCCCUCUGUCACUCUCUAUUCCAUUUUCGUCAUGCUGCAGAGCCUGCUGGGCCCCAAGGAGGACAAGCAGGAUAACACUGAUGUACCGAAGAGGCUCUUCCAAAAAGACGGGAUUUACCACCUUUGACCUAAUGACCGAGAGGACUGGGGGCAGAACAGUCAUCCAAGCCCAUCAGGUCGCGACUUUCCUGUUGCCAGUUCAUAUGGAGAGUCCGAUUUGGAUGGGAGCCAGUGAUGGAAAUAUGAUCGUCUUUGAGAGUGGGCCAUACUUGUUCCUCUUCACCAUCAGUGGGCACCAGCUGCAACGAUUUGAGGACCACCAGAGGACCAUUGGCAAUUUGUGGGCGGAUUCUCUGCAUGUCCUCACCACAUCUAUGGAUGACUCCCUGCAUGUGUACAUGUGGGAAGAGGAAGGCCGUUAUCCAUACCUCAAGAGCUGCUGUCACCUGGAACACAUAGGGAGUGACCUGACGCCCAGCUGCUACGUCUCCAAAGCAAUAUGUGAUAACAUGAGCAUAGUAUGUGUGGUGUCAAAAAAUCGUGAGUCCAGCAUUCUGGUGAUGUAUUCUUUGCAUACAUAAUAUGGAAACUAAUGGAAUAAUUAACCUUGCAUCAUCUCCCUCAAUGUAGUAAAGAGAAUUCUGUUUGCAAA
Molecule: messenger RNA, 5820 nt
Organism: Neofelis nebulosa (Clouded leopard)
Lineage: Eukaryota; Metazoa; Chordata; Mammalia; Carnivora; Felidae
Gene: FBXW12
Product: F-box and WD repeat domain containing 12
Exons: 13
Coding region: 4583-5749 (388 amino acids)
Molecular function (GO): protein binding
Source: RefSeq, a predicted model, not a curated record